CACUUAAUAUGCAAUGGAAUUGAUAACAGUCGAAGUAAGAUCGCGCAUACGUUCUUGCAAUAUAUUCAUCUUGACUCGGGAUAUUUUGGACAAAAGCUCGAUUCAGUUGAAGCUCAAAGAAAAUGUGAUAAUUCUUCGAAUGGGCAGCCAAACAAAAUUUCUACCACUGAAUUUCAUAAAAAUUAUACCAAAAACUCUCUCUUCAUUGACUGUCGCCGACAACUGGAUCUCCCUCAGAGUGCAAACCCAACCGAUCGAAGGUUCAUAUGGAUCAUUUAAAACUGAGAUAGUUGCUACACCUGGAGAUUCGACCAUUGAUUUUCAAAAUAAUCCCAUCAAUAUUGAACAUCGAUUGAAAGGAAGAAACUGUUGCCUGCGAUGCUCACGAUGUAAGAAUGACAUCACUAAAGUAGUUUUCUUCAAACGAGUGCUACCCUUACCCUCGAAUAUCUGCGAACCAAGUGAAUGGUUUUGUUGCAAUCAUGAUGGCAGCGAUUACUCAGUUAUCCCAUACCCUAGGGAGUCUGACUGCUUUUACGAAAGGAAUUACAGACUGUUGAACAAGGCAAUUUUCAAGAAGGAACUGAAAAUCGAUGAAGAUAGUCAAACAGUUACAUGCAAUAGAUGUUUAUCUACACUUGGCGGUCAUUCUACAUAUAAAGAUAGCAUUAAGAUAUGGAACUGCUGUGUAGAAUUUAAAUUUUCAGAUGAUGAAUCAGACAUUGAAAAAGCUUCAGAUCCAUUGCAAGAUUUCAUCUCAAUUGUUAGCAAUCGAACCGAUAUCUUUACCGGUAAUCGAAUCUUAGUCGAAACUUUGGAUGGUGAACGUUCCCAUUAUCUGAUUUUGCAAGUAAUGGAUAAGAAUUUAGAAUUAUUAAUUGAGAAGGAUUGUGCCAUGUUAAGUCAAGGUGAUACAAUUGAAUUGGCAUCUAGUCGAGUAACCAAACUUUUAUACAAGUAUACGGAAAAUGAAACGGAGAUGAAGAGGUACUGUGUUGACACAGAACGGUGUCAAGUAGCUUUGCCAGUCAUGAUGGCUGCUGUUGAUCAUCUUUCUUCAUCAACAAAACGAUAUCCUCCAUCGUAUAGAAUUAUUGAUAAAUAUUUUGUGGGCUUUGUUUACUUAUAACGAUAUUUCGUUAAAGGCCCAUUCUGACUUGAUUAUCAUAGAUGAGUCCAUAUGAAGAGAUAUUGUCUGGCAUUUUGACAGUCAUUUAAUAUUAAUAAUUAUAUAAUAGGUAAUUAUUUCCCUUUUUUUCUCUUGAAUGUGGUAGGAAAUAUAAGCAGACGCUAAUUCAAAUACUCACAAAUACAAAAUUGAAUCAUUCUUUUCCUUUCAGGAUUUCUAAGUUAAUAUCUAAACAGCAGGGUGCUCGACGACUAUUUUCAAUAUCAUGAAAAUAUGCCACACAGGUGUUUGUUUUAUUUAGCACUAUCAUGAGAGAACAUUGUGUCUCUGUCUUUGUUCGAUAAACAUAAAUAAGUACUUAUAAAAACUUAUUAUUUAUGAGCCAUAUUUAUUAAAGUAAUGAAAAAAUUAAUUUCAUACGCAACUGAUUUGAUACAAAAUAAAACUUGAUGUUUUAGUA
Neodiprion virginianus is the source of this 1589-nucleotide messenger RNA. RefSeq lists its product as uncharacterized. Lineage: Eukaryota; Metazoa; Arthropoda; Insecta; Hymenoptera; Diprionidae. The coding region runs from base 14 to 1129 and encodes 371 amino acids. The transcript has a single exon. Gene Ontology annotation, biological process: protein autoubiquitination; proteasome-mediated ubiquitin-dependent protein catabolic process; protein monoubiquitination. Gene Ontology annotation, cellular component: cytosol; nucleus; ubiquitin ligase complex. The record is from RefSeq and is a predicted model, not a curated record. Gene Ontology annotation, molecular function: cyclin binding; ubiquitin protein ligase activity; ubiquitin conjugating enzyme binding.